Molecule: messenger RNA, 1778 nt
Organism: Melanotaenia boesemani (Boeseman's rainbowfish)
Lineage: Eukaryota; Metazoa; Chordata; Actinopteri; Atheriniformes; Melanotaeniidae
Product: histone H1-like
Exons: 1
Coding region: 103-804 (233 amino acids)
Biological process (GO): nucleosome assembly
Cellular component (GO): nucleosome
Molecular function (GO): structural constituent of chromatin; DNA binding
Source: RefSeq, a predicted model, not a curated record
UUGUCAGGAUUUUGUGUUGAAAAGGUAGCGGAGAAAACACAAGUGUGUCCAGAUUUGAGGCAGCAGCAGAGCUGCGGAGCGUGUUGUCUCUCCACGGUUCUCAUGUGUGUUAUAAGUCCCGCCUCCUGCUUUGAGCUCGAGACGUUCAGACGAACAGCGCGAGGAAAACACAUAAACAUGGCAGAGGAAGCUCCAGCAGCAGCGCCGGCUAAAGCCCCGGCCAAAGCCCCGAAGAAGAAGACGGCUCCCCGGGCCAAGAAAGAUGGACCCAGCCUCCCUAAGCUCAUCGUGGCCGCUGUGGCAGAGUCCAAGGAGCGGAAGGGGAUGUCUCUGGCGGCACUCAAGAAGGUGCUGGCCGGGAAAGGUGUGGAUGUGAGCAAGGCUAACAAGCGCAUCAACACCGCCGUCACCAAGCUCGUCUCUAAAGGCACCCUGAGCCAGACUAAAGGAACGGGAGCCUCCGGUUCUUUCAAGCUCGCCAAGAAAGAGCCCAAAGUCGCCAAACCAGCCAAGAAGGUGGUGAAGAAGAAGGCUCCCGCCAAAGCCAAGAAGCCCGCCGCCGCUAAAAAGACCACGGCGGCCAAGAAACCGGCCGCUAAGAAGGCAGCAGUCAAGAAGUCCCCCAAGAAGGCUCCGGCCAAGAAAGCGGUGAAAAAGGUAGCAGCCAAGAAGAGUCCUAAGAAGCCUGCUGCUAAGAAACCAAAGACCGCAAAGAAGCCCGCAGUCAAGAAAGCUGUCGCAAAGAAGCCUGCAGCAAAGAAAGCUGCCACAAAGAAGCCCGCAGCGAAGAAGGCCAAGAAGUAAAAGCCAUUAAAUCCAGCGUUCAGUGCACCAAAGGCUCUUCUUAGAGCCACCACACACUACCUAAGAACUUAUUCCUCAUUUGAAGAAAUGUUUUCAAUAUAUGUAAACCUCAGUAUAUUGUUUGUAUAUAAAAUAAGCUGAGGUUUUGUGCUGUUUGCUAUAUAUGUACAUAGUUACACACAGACAUCUUUAAAUUUGGGCUAUGUAGUGGUUCUAAUUUUAAAUCAGGUUUAGAGUUAAACAAAUUUAUGAUUUUCCUGCUUUACAACUACAAUAUGUGUGUGAGCAAGCAGGUCAGGGCUGUGUUUAUUUUUAAGCACAUUAACGACAAGUUAGUUAGUUCCAUUUUUUGUGGAGAUGGUUUGAUGACCUCAAUGUACAACCACAGUCCACCCCCCCACCCCCCUCCACAAAGGUGUAAAUAAGAAAAGUAAAUCAAUAUCUUUGUGUAAAAAUAUUGUUGAUAAUUGAGGGCUUAUGAUAAAGGAGGAAAGGUGAGCAAGCCUUAUCUGAGCAUUCAAACCGGCAACCCAUGGGCUACAGGACACCACUCUGUCAACUGAGCCAUGCUGCGCUGAAAGCCUGCUGAUUUCUGGAGUACUUGUAGGGUAGAAAUAGACUUUUUCAGAAGACCAGAGAGCAGGACAUUAAAAAAAAAUUGUUCUACUAGUAUGCAUGCAUAAGAAACCAUAAAAUUUUUUUAAGAGGUAGGCAUAUAAUUGGGUUUAGUUAGGAGAAAAGUCAACCAAGCCUCUUUGCAUCAACCAGGACAAAACUCUCCAGUUUUUCCUCAGGUAAAAUCAGAGGUUCAGAACUGUUAAGUUAACAAUAUGUUGGGAUAACAGACUGUAACUAAUAGUAUUGAUUUUAUUUUUGAAGUAGUCUGCAAAGUCCUCACAUGCAGCAUAUAAUGCGGUCAUACAGGAUUUGUUAAAAUCAGCAUUUAUUAAAAGAUCAGUGGUUUUAAAAAGGAA